UCAAAUAUUAUUACAAAAGCUAUAAUAAUUACACGAUAAGCUAACACUAAGAUAAGAUUUAAACAUAUAAACAUCACGUUACUAACAAUACUGACUAAUUGCCCAGUUAUAAUACUACAAGCAUGUUUAUCAAAUAUUGAUAAACAAAAUUACUAUUAAUGUAUAGAAGCUAGUGCAUCGAGUGACAGUUUUGUGAAAUCUUUGUCGGAAUAUUGCUGCUUUUGUUAAUUAGUUUUUAGAAGAAUUAAUAAAAAUGUCUCAAGCACAAGAAAAUACUGAAAAUGACAAUAAUGAAGCAGAGUUUAGUGAAAUAGAUCCUUUAAAAAGUAAAACAAAAGAUACAGAACAAAAGGAAAAAAGAUCGAACAAAGAUACUAUAUUAAAUGUUCUUAACAACGUGUCAGUAGAACCUACGGCUAUGCUUUUUGUGCUUGCAACUAUUUUAGUAUUAAUAACAUCACAGAAUUUAAGUCUUGAAAAAGCUUGUAGAGUCAAUCUUAAUUAUACAAGUGAAAUUUGUGAUUCUCUUCGCGCUCAGAAUAUGGAGUCACAAAAUGAAUACGAAAAGGAGACGCAAAAAUUGAUAGCAUCAGCUAUGGCUUGGAAAACGUAUCUAACAGCAACAAUACCUUGUGCUAUUGCACUUUUCGUUGGAUCAUGGUCAGAUCGUACUGGACGUAGAAAAAUAUUUAUAAUCUAUCCACUAGUGGGACAAAUUCUUGUGUGCAUUAAUGGUUUGAUAAAUACGUACUUCUUCCAUGAAAUACGCCUCGAAUAUUUUGUGUUGUUUGAGGCAAUAUUUGAAGGUCUAGCUGGAAGUUGGUGUGUUUUGUUUCUUGUUGUGUUUUCCUACAUAAGUUCUAUUACGACACCUGAGAAUAGAACAUUUCGUAUGGGUUUAGUAAAUUUUGGUAUGUCAGCGGGUUUUCCGAUAGGAAUGGGUAUCAGUGGAUUUUUCCUCAAAACGUACGGGUAUUACGGUUGUUAUGGACUAGCGUGUGCAUUACAUGUUACUAAUGUUACUUAUAAUUUAAUAUUCUUGAAAGAUACAACGAUAAAGAAAGAACAAACAAAGGAGGAGGGUAAGGGUUUUCGUUAUAUCUGUAAAACGUUUUUCGACUUGUCCAACUUAAAGGAAACUGUUAAGACAGUGUUCAAAAAAGGCGAAAAUCACAGAAGGGCACGAGUUAUAAUUUUCUUAGCGGUGGUCGCCAUGUUGUUUGGCCCAAUGUAUGGGGAAAUAUCAAUUUUGUACAUAUCGACAAGGUUCAGAUUUAAUUGGGACGAGGUGAAGUUUAGCAUUUUUCAAACAUACAAUUUUGUAGCGCAUUCACUUGGUACUAUUUUCUCAUUAACCGUCUUCAGUAAGCUUUUAGGAUGGCACGACUCACUUCUAGGAAUAAUUUCUACAGUUAGUAAAAUUAUGGCUUCGUUUGUAUACUGUUUUGCACCUAAUCAAAUGAUAUUUGCACUCGGUCCAUUGGUUGAAAUAUUGAAUGGAACAUCAUUUUUGGCAUUAAGAUCGUUGCUAUCUAAGAUGGUUGCUGACGAUGAAUUCGGCAAAAUCAAUUCCUUGAUAUCUCUAAGUGAAACUCUGAUGCCACUCUUCUAUAUUCCUUUAUAUACAAAGACGUAUGCGGCAACAAUGGAUGUGUUUCCAGGCGCAGUAUUCCUGUUAGGUACUGCACUUACUCUGCCAGCUGUAAUAGUGUUCAUAUGGUUGUUCUACGAGCACAGAAGAGGGUUAAGGAAAUCAAGAAAGGAUAAAGGGAACACUCAAUCGUGAUAAUAAUUUAUGAUAUACCUCAUUGUGAAAUACGAGUUUAAAGUAAUGAAAAUAAGUUUUAUAUUUACUAAUUGGCGAAAUUGUAUUGAUCAAUGAUAUAAGUAGAGAGUAAGAAAGAAAUAAUCAACCAUUUAUAGAUGGUUU
Messenger RNA from Papilio machaon (common yellow swallowtail), 1930 nucleotides. RefSeq names its product solute carrier family 46 member 3. The record is from RefSeq and is a predicted model, not a curated record. The transcript has 7 exons. Lineage: Eukaryota; Metazoa; Arthropoda; Insecta; Lepidoptera; Papilionidae. Gene Ontology annotation, cellular component: membrane. Gene Ontology annotation, biological process: transmembrane transport. Gene Ontology annotation, molecular function: transmembrane transporter activity. Bases 254 to 1786 code for a protein of 510 amino acids.